Messenger RNA from Closterium sp. NIES-65, 2373 nucleotides. The record is from the annotation of a GenBank genome assembly. Lineage: Eukaryota; Viridiplantae; Streptophyta; Zygnematophyceae; Desmidiales; Closteriaceae.
AUGGGGUCGAUGCGCACCUCUCCUCCCGGCCUCCUGCUGCUCGCCCUUGCCCUCAUCGCCGGUCAGACAACUUGCUCUCUCAUUGCCAUCUCUCUCAUUGCCUGCUCUCUCAGUGCCUUCUCUCUCAUUGCCUGCUCUCUCAGUGCCUUCUCUCUCAUUGCCUACUCUAUCAUUGCCUUCUCUCUCAUUGCCUGCUCUCUCAUUGCCUUCUCUCUCAUUGCUUUCUCUCUCAUUGCCUUCUCUCUCAUUGCCUUCUCUCUCAUUACCUGCUCUCUCAUUGCCUUCUCUCUCAUUGCCUACUCUCUCCUUGCCUUCUCUCUCAUUGCCUGCUCUCUCAGUGCCUUCUCUCUCAUUGCUUUGCCUUCUCUCUCAUUGCCUGCUCUCUCAGUGCCUUCUCUCUCAUUGCUUGCUCUAUCAUUGCCUUCUCUCUCAUUGCCUGCUCUCUCAUUGCCUUCUCUCUCAUUGCUUUCUCUCUCAUUGCCUUCUCUCUCAUUGCCUUCUCUCUCAUUGCCUUCUCUCUCAUUGCCUUCUCUCUCAUUGCCUGCUCUCUCAUUGCCUUCUCUCUCAUUGCCUUCUCUCUCAUUGCUUUCUCUCUCAUUGCUUUCUCUCUCAUUGCCUUCUCUCAUUGCCUUCUCUCAUUGCCUUCUCUUAUUGCCUUCUCUCUCAUUGCCUGCUCUCUCAUUGCCUUCUCUCUCAUUGCCUGAUCUCUUAGUGCCUUCUCUCUCAUUGCAUGCUCUCUCAGUGCCUUCUCUCUCAUUGCCUGCUCUCUCAGUGCCUUCUCUCUCAUUGCCUGCUCUCUUUGUGCCUUCUCUCUCAUUGCCUGCUCUCUCAGUGCCUUCUCUCUCAUUGCCUGCUCUAUCAUUGCCUUCUCUCUCAUUGCCUGCUCUCUCAUUGCCUUCUCUCUCAUUGCUUUCUCUCUCAUUGCCUUCUCUCUCAUUGCCUUCUCUCUCAUUGCCUUCUCUCUCAUUGCCUUCUCUCUCAUUGCCUGCUCUCUCAUUGCCUUCUCUCUCAUUGCCUUCUCUCUCAUUGCUUUCUCUCUCAUUGCUUUCUCUCUCAUUGCCUUCUCUCAUUGCCUUCUCUCAUUGCCUUCUCUUAUUGCCUUCUCUCUCAUUGCCUGCUCUCUCAUUGCCUUCUCUCUCAUUGCCUGAUCUCUUAGUGCCUUCUCUCUCAUUGCAUGCUCUCUCAGUGCCUUCUCUCUCAUUGCCUGCUCUCUCAGUGCCUUCUCUCUCAUUGCCUGCUCUCUUUGUGCCUUCUCUCUCAUUGCCUGCUCUCUCAGUGCCUUCUCUCUCAUUGCCUGCUCUAUCAUUGCCUUCUCUCUCAUUGCCUGCUCUCUCAUUGCCUUCUCUCUCAUUGCUUUCUCUCUCAUUGCCUUCUCUCUCAUUGCCUUCUCUCUCAUUGCCUUCUCUCUCAUUGCCUUCUCUCUCAUUGCCUGCUCUCUCAUUGCCUUCUCUCUCAUUGCCUUCUCUCUCAUUGCUUUCUCUCUCAUUGCUUUCUCUCUCAUUGCCUUCUCUCAUUGCCUUCUCUCAUUGCCUUCUCUUAUUGCCUUCUCUCUCAUUGCCUGCUCUCUCAUUGCCUUCUCUCUCAUUGCCUGAUCUCUUAUGCCUUCUCUCUCAUUGCUUUCUCUCUCAUUCCUUUCUCUCUCAUUGCCUUCUCUCAUUGCCUUCUCUCAUUGCCUUCUCUCUCAUUGCCUUCUUGCCUUCUCUCUCAUUGCCUGCUCUCUCAGUGCCUUCUCUCUCAUUGCCUGCUCUCUCAGUGCCUUCUCUCUCAUUGUCUGCUCUCUCAGUGCCUUCUCUCUCAUUGCCUGCUCUAUCAUUGCCUUCUCUCUCAUUGCCUGCUCUCUCAUUGCCUUCUCUCUCAUUGCUUUCUCUCUCAUUGCCUUCUCUCUCAUUGCCUUCUCUCUCAUUGCCUUCUCUCUCAUUGCCUUCUCUCUCAUUGCCUGCUCUCUCAUUGCCUUCUCUCUCAUUGCCUUCUCUCUCAUUGCUUUCUCUCUCAUUGCUUUCUCUCUCAUUGCCUUCUCUCAUUGCCUUCUCUCAUUGCCUUCUCUUAUUGCCUUCUCUCUCAUUGCCAGCUCUCUCAUUGCCUUCUCUCUCAUUGCCUGCUCUCUCAGUGCCUUCUCCCUCACUGCCUGCUCUCUCAGUGCCUUCUCUCCAAUUGCCUGCUCUCUCAGUUCCUUCUCUCUCAUUGCCUGCUCUCUCAGUGCCUUCUCUCUCAUUGCCUGCUCUAUCAUUGCCUUCUCUCUUAUUGCCUGCUCUCUCAUUGCCUGCUCUCUCAUUGGCUUCUCUCUCAUUGCUUUCUCUCUCAUUGCUUUCUCUCUCAUUGCUUUCUCUCUCAUUGCCUUCUCUCAUUGCUGCGAGAUCUUUGAUUUGCGGUUAA